Yamadazyma tenuis ATCC 10573 is the source of this 1743-nucleotide messenger RNA. RefSeq names its product dolichyl-P-Glc:Glc1Man(9)GlcNAc(2)-PP-dolichol alpha-1,3-glucosyltransferase (gene ALG8). Gene Ontology annotation, cellular component: cytosol; nucleus. Gene Ontology annotation, molecular function: thiamine pyrophosphate binding; magnesium ion binding; hexosyltransferase activity. The record is from RefSeq and is a predicted model, not a curated record. Lineage: Eukaryota; Fungi; Ascomycota; Pichiomycetes; Serinales; Debaryomycetaceae.
AUGUCAGAAGAAACCAUCAGUUUAGGAACAUACUUGUUCGAGAGAUUACACCAAGAGCCAAUUGGCUUAAGGUCUAUUUUCGGAGUCCCCGGAGACUUCAAUUUGACGCUCUUAGAUAAGAUUGAUGAUGUGAAGGGUUUGAGCUGGAAAGGAAAUGCCAAUGAAUUGAAUGCUGCGUAUUCCGCAGAUGGAUAUAGCAGAGUUAAGGGAGGCAUUGAGCAGAACUCGGAGAAAGGAGGAAGUGGUUUUGCUGCUUUAGUCACCACCUUUGGUGUGGGAGAGUUGUCUGCCUUAAAUGGGAUUGCUGGUGCUUAUGCUGAGCACGUUGGAUUAUUACACAUUGUGGGAAUUCCUUCUAUUGCUGCUCAAUCCAAACAGCUUUUAUUGCACCACACAUUAGGAAACGGAGACUUUACUGUGUUCAGGAAGAUGUCUUCCUUCAUCUCCCAGACUACGGGAUUUUUAUCGGAUCCUGCCACUGCCGCUGGCGAAAUCGACAGAUGUAUCAGAGAAGCUUAUAUCAACCAAAGACCUAGCUACUUGGCGUUUCCCUCCAACAUGGUAGAAGUUGAGGUACCUCGGAGCUUGUUGGACACUCCGAUUGACGUGAGUAUUCCAAAGAACGAGGAAAGUGAAGAAGAUGAGGUGAUUGAAAGAACAUUGGAAUUGAUCAAAUCGGCCAAAAAUCCCAUUAUCUUAAUUGACGCUUGUUGUGCCAGACACAACUCGACCUUAGAAGCCAGUAAAUUGAUUGAGUUGACCAAUUUCCGGUUUGCUUUAACUCCAAUGGCCAAAGGUUCGAAGUACAUCGAUGAAGCUCAUCCCAAUUUCACCGGUAUCUACGUUGGUUCGUUGUCAUAUCCAAAGGUCAAAGAAGCAGUUGAGUCUUCUGACUUGGUGUUAUCCUUAGGUGCUAUGCUCAGUGACUUCAAUACCGGUUCGUUUUCGUAUUCUUACCUGACCAAAAACGUUGUGGAGUUUCACUCAAAUUACAUCAAAAUCAGAAGUGCUCAGUAUCCCAACGUUAGAAUGAAACAAACGUUGCAGAGGUUGUUGAAAUCGUCCGAAUUGAAGGAAGCGGUCAAGGGAUUCAAGCCAACUGCCGUUGUCAAAGACCCAUUUGAAGUACCCGAACCUGGACAGAAGUCCAUCUCUCAACAAUGGUUGUGGUACCAUUUGGGAGAAUUUUUGCAAAAGGGAGAUGUUAUCAUCACUGAAACUGGUACUUCUUCCUUUGGUAUUGUCCAAACUCCCUACCCUCCAGACGCUUUGGGGAUUUCUCAGGUAUUAUGGGGCUCAAUUGGUUAUUCGGUGGGAGCCUUGUUUGGAGCUGUUACCGCAGCUGAAGAGUUUUCGUCAAGAAGAACUAUCUUGUUUGUAGGUGAUGGUUCUUUGCAGCUCACAGUCCAAGAGAUCUCGUCUAUGAUUAGAAACAAGAACAAACCAUAUAUUUUUGUCUUGAACAAUGAUGGAUACACUAUUGAAAGGUUGAUUCAUGGUGAGAAUGCUGGCUACAACGAUAUUCAACCUUGGAAGCAUCAAGAGUUGUUGAAUACUUUCGGGGCCACUGACUUUGAAUCUAUUAAGGUAUCCACUCUUGAUGAGAUAUCCAAGUUGUUCAAGGAUAAGGAUUUUGCAAAAGCUGAUAAAAUCCGGUUGAUUGAAAUUAUGCUUCCCAAGAUGGAUGCUCCACAAAGUUUGAUCAAACAGGCAGAGUUAUCUGCCAAAACCAAUAGUGAGUAG